ACAUUCACCUUGCAACUGUGAGGAGUGAAAACAUCCUACAAGUUAAUGAAAACUGAAUUUGAAAAUGGAGACCUAUGAGCAAGCUGGAUCUGGAAAAAUUGCUACAGAGCUCCAAAUGACUGUGCUACAAAAUGAGGCAACGGGGGACAGUGAUGUUCAAGUGAAAGACGAACUUGAAGAGCUUAGCAACAGUUUGAAGGAAGUGAUCCAAGACCAGACUGUACAGCCUAAACUUCAGUGUUUGAUGAUGGACCCCACCUUCUCCAUGGUAACUGUUCAAAGAGAGGACAGUGGCAUCAUGUGGGAAACUGCUUUCAGUCCCUGCAUCAACCCCUGGACAUCAAGGGCCAGCAGCAGAGGUUGCGACGUUUUCUCUAGCAAAAUAGAGUGUUGUAAAAUACCCAAAUCUAGAAAUGCAGGGAAAAUAAUAUUUAUCAUGGAUGAGAUUCACACAAUUAGGAAGAAAAAGGACAAAGAACAGAUGAGCGAAAGAGAGCAUGUAGUAGCUUCUCAGAACUUGCAUGAGCUGACUGAUAGACCAGCAAUGGUGGAGGUUUCCAUGCCCAAUAUGAAAGAUGUGCAGAACACACAGGUAAAAACAAGAGAUCCAAGAGAGGAGAAACAGCAACGCUUGUUUCGUCUUGUCUGUGAGGGAUCAGAAAUACUCAACAUUGUGGUGCCACCCAAAGUGGCCACUGUUGAUGAAGAGGAGAGCAAAAAGCUGAAGGACAACCUAACCUACAUUGAAGAGUCACAUGUACAACCACUAGAUAUAGAGGGACGUGCAAGCCGUCCUGACAUGGUCAUUUCUGAGCCAGAACCACAACAAACUGAUACACAAACCCAGGAAAAGGAAUUACAAGAUAUGGCACCCAUUUUGCCUUUCAAUUUACCGCAUAAAAGGACAGUUAAUGAUACUGAUUACUUUGACAUGUUUACACUGUUGGAUGAAAAUUCUUCAGGGGGCUCUGACAAGAAAAAAGACAAGUACCAUCAACCACACACUAUGGAUAUUAAAGGUUUCAAGUCUAUUGUGGUCAAGCCAGUCAUGAAAACCAAAGUGACAACCCAGGACCAAGAGGAUACUAUAUCCUCAGGUGAAAUUGUCAGUGAGCUUCUGGAUGAAGUGUUUUAUGGUGGCACAGAGAAAUGUAACCAUUCUCAGUCAGGGGAGGGGUGCCAAGGGGACAAAGAUGAACUCUCCAAGUUUCUACAAAAGGAAAGUGGUUGUGCCUUAUUUAGUGAUGAAGACACAGUUCUCACUCCUAUCUUUCUCUCCCAAGGUCCACCAAAAAUUAUUGACCCUUCCCUACUAGAGGAGCCAAAAGCAAUGGCAUUCUUAUACACAGAUCUUUACGAGGAAGCUCUUGGAACUAAGAAGAAAGAAGAGGACACAGUCAGUAUGACCUCUGAGAAGUCCUUCCAUAGCAAAGAGUCUGAAUCAGAUUCCAACUGUUACCUUGAAAAAUUUGUUCUGAAAGAUGAGACUCCAUUAGUCGAAAUGGCUGAGGCAACAACAGGUGCUGCCAAAACAGAUGGGUUCAGGAUGUGGUCUGAAGAAAUGUUUGAGCUAGCUAAAUUAAACCAAAUUGGAAAAGAACCUGAGAACGACCCCGAAGAUGAUGUUACAGAUUUCUUUCGGAACAGCGCCAGUUCCUCCCCUUGUGAAGUUGUUGAACAACCAAAUUUAUCAUUAGAAGAAAAUGUAGACAUUAAGUGUCGUCAAGUGAUAUUUGAGGAUGAAAUUGUACAGAGACAUCGAAAAGAGAGUAAAUCUGAAGAAGCACCAGGAUCAACACAAGUAAAUCUGAACAAGCACAAGACUCAAGAAAAAAUAACUUCCCUUGAAAAAGCUCUUGAAGGGACUAAAAUGACGGAGAAACUCAUCAUUGACAAAAUAUCUCUUGAAGAUGACAUGCAUGAUAUAACUAAUACAAAAGAAUCCACUGGUAAAGAUGCUCUUGAAAGUCCCAAAACUAGCAGGGCACCUGAAAUGCCACUGACACUGGCUGAACAGCAAGCCACAAGCUUGUCACCAAGGUGCGUUCUAGGACUAAGUUCACUGGAACCUACUGAGACAGAGGAGGAUGUGAGAGAGGGGGGAGUCAAAGAGGAGUGGAUAGAGGGUGACAGGAGGGAGGUGGAAACAGCCUUCUACACAGAAGAAGAAAGAUAUCUGAGGACUCUGUCUGUGACUGGAGAGGAUACAAAUGUGCCCCCAGCCAAUGACUCUAACGAAUUUUCUUCUGACCCUGUGGCCGCAAGUUAAAUUGAGGGAGAGGAAGGGUGCUAUGUUAAACUCAAGGAAAGAGGGUUGAAAUGAGCCUAAUACUGUAAGAAAUUUAGAUGGCCACUUCUGUAAAAAUUACAUAAGAAUUGCGUGGAAGAGGCUGAAAAUCAGAGUCAGAAUAUCAGCACCCCUGGUCCAUAUAAAGUGAUAUGGACAUUAUCAGGGGUCCAGAUAGUGAAAUAAAAUUUCCAUUCCAGCUGGAAAAUGUUCCUCUCAUUUUUUUAUUUUAUUAAGAAAAUAUAAUGCCAUAUGUUUGAUUCUCACAAAAUUGUCUGUCAAAUUAAAACAUGACAAUUUAUCAAGAUAACUUGACAUUUUGACAAAUUAUACUUGACCACAUUUGUGCACUUUUCCUGAA
Messenger RNA from Alosa sapidissima (American shad), 2648 nucleotides. RefSeq names its product cardiomyopathy-associated protein 5. Bases 65 to 2269 code for a protein of 734 amino acids. The transcript has 2 exons. The record is from RefSeq and is a predicted model, not a curated record. NCBI's taxonomy places the organism in Eukaryota, Metazoa, Chordata, Actinopteri, Clupeiformes, Clupeidae.